CCAUAAAAAGAAGCAGCAGCAAAAGAAGUAAGAACAACAACAACAACAACAGGUGCAGGAAACUGAAGCUGUGGAACACUGUGUUUGAGGCCCAAAUAACUCAACCAACACAAAUUCAGUUCAGUCAAGUAAACUCAAGUCACAUCAGUCCGUCAGUCAGUCAGUCAGUCAGUCAAAAGCAGAAGCCAAAGCAGAGGCAGAGGCAGAGCCAAAGUCAAAACAUCCCAAUAUAUCCACAUCAACGUCGCCGCCGCCUCCAUUUGGAGUAGUAGUUGUCGCCAUCGCCUCCGUCGUCGUCGGAGCACCAAAAGUCAGCACAAAAACAUAAAUAAAUAAUAUAAAUAAACAAUCAUGUCGAGCGAUUCGAGUCGUCGCAUACAAGUGCCCGAUGAGCUGAAGGAGGUUCUAUUGCAAUUUUCAAUUUCAUAUUUGGUUGAACAGCCGCCAGAUGUUGUUGACUAUGCGGUUGAAUAUUUUGGCAAACUACAGGCAAAUCGUCCAGCCGCAACUAAUACGGAACAUAAUACCGAUGAUCAGCUGAGCAUUAACUCACAGGAUGGUGAUGAGCCACCAAUAAUACAAAGUUCACGCCGUAAAUCAGUUUUCGCCGAGGCCUAUGAUCCCGAGGCGGAUGAUGAUGAUGAGGGAGCCACUGCCGUAUUCCCAAAAACAGAUGAACAGCGUGCCCGUCUCGUGGAGUCGGUGAAGAAUGUGCUUCUAUUCCGCUCACUCGAAAAGGAACAGAUGAAUCAAGUGCUGGAUGCCAUGUUUGAGCGUAAAGUGCAGCCAGGCGAUUAUAUAAUCCGCCAGGGCGAUGAUGGUGAUAAUUUUUAUGUCAUUGAAUCAGGCGUCUACAAAGUCUAUAUUAAUGACAAACAUGUUAACACCUACAACCACACUGGAUUAUUUGGUGAAUUAGCAUUGCUCUAUAAUAUGCCCAGAGCGGCCACUGUGCAGGCAGAAUCAAAUGGCUUACUCUGGGCCAUGGACCGUCAGACAUUCCGACGUAUAUUACUGAAGUCUGCAUUCAAGAAGCGAAAAAUGUACGAGGAGUUGUUGAAUAGUGUGCCCAUGCUUAAGGCCCUCCAGAACUACGAACGCAUGAAUCUGGCCGAUGCUUUGGUAUCCAAGAGUUAUGAGGGCGGCGAACGCAUUAUUAAGCAGGGAGACGCUGCCGAUGGCAUGUACUUCAUUGAGGAGGGCACCGUUUCGGUGCGCAUGGAUCAGGAUGAUGCUGAAAUCGAAAUUUCCCAAUUGGGCAAGGGUCAAUACUUUGGUGAAUUGGCUCUGGUGACACAUCGACCACGUGCUGCUUCCGUCUAUGCCACAGGCGGUCAGGUUAAACUGGCAUUCCUGGAUGUUAGAGCCUUUGAGCGAUUGCUAGGACCCUGCAUGGACAUUAUGAAACGCAGCAUUGAUGAUUAUGAAUCGCAAUUGGUUAAGAUUUUUGGCAGUAAAAAUAAUAUCACCGAUACACGAUAAAAAGUCUGAAAUAAUUACAACAACAACAACAAACAACAAACACCAUCUACAAGCACAACAACAGCAACAACAACAACUACAACAAUCGCAGCGCAGCUACAACACACAGCAACAACAACAACAACAACAACAAUUUAAUAUACUAAUAGAAAUGCAGCACAAAAAUGUAAAACAAAAAUGUCCCCUCCAUGCCAUUUAAUCAGCUAGAAAUUAAGGGAAAUUUUGAAAUUUGUAAAAAAUUCUCUUACUCACCGUCCCCUCACCGCUCACCGCCCCUUCUCGCCCCCUGGACUCGCCCACUCUGCGUUAAUUGUUAAGCAAGAAAAGUGAAAAUAACUAAAAACAAAACCACAACAACAAAAGAAGAAAAA
Messenger RNA from Drosophila willistoni, 1853 nucleotides. RefSeq names its product cAMP-dependent protein kinase type II regulatory subunit (gene Pka-R2). Bases 352 to 1482 code for a protein of 376 amino acids. Gene Ontology annotation, cellular component: cAMP-dependent protein kinase complex. Lineage: Eukaryota; Metazoa; Arthropoda; Insecta; Diptera; Drosophilidae. The transcript has 9 exons. Gene Ontology annotation, biological process: regulation of protein phosphorylation. Gene Ontology annotation, molecular function: cAMP-dependent protein kinase regulator activity. The record is from RefSeq and is a predicted model, not a curated record.